Phytophthora sojae is the source of this 849-nucleotide messenger RNA. RefSeq lists its product as hypothetical. Lineage: Eukaryota; Oomycota; Peronosporomycetes; Peronosporales; Peronosporaceae. The transcript has 2 exons. The record is from RefSeq and is a predicted model, not a curated record. Bases 1 to 849 code for a protein of 282 amino acids.
AUGUCGUUCCUGCGCGUCGUCCUGGAUGAGCUUCGUAAGGUCAAGUCGCAACUCCAAUCCAAAGGCCAGGACGUCGAUUCUAUCCAGGCUGUUCGGGCAGAAUUGAACCAGGUCAAGCGAGCGAAUUGGGGGCUGCACGACCAUUUCAAAGCUGAAUCGGACAGAAUCAGGAAAGAGAUUGCGUCAGCCGAGUCUGCAGCCCAAGCCAACUUCAAGCGCCUCGCCACAGAACACCUGGCGCAGGAACAGGCUUCCGCAUCCAAGAUCCAGGAGCUUGAACACAAACAUGGCCUGACGGAAGCUGAGAACCGGGAACUACGAGAACGCCUGCGCAAGAAAACUUUCCGGGCCGACGACUUGAUGACCUUCCUGAACCAGGGCCGGAACGAGGUUCGCAACAACUGGCCCCGCCUCAAGCGUCUGCUUAAGCAGGGGUUGCCAGUUAAGCCGCCAGCUAAGUGCCAGUGGCGCCCAUCCAGGAUGCGGUCGGAAGUGAUCGAGGUUCUGGGCGAUGACGAUGAAGAGGAAGACAGCCACAGCAGUGAUGAAUCAUACUCCGAACGUAAGAAGGGCAAGAAGUCCACUAAGCGCAAGCGUCGUCACAAGUCCAAGUCCAAGCACACCUCCUCCAAGGCGAGCAAAGCUGGCCAUCCUGAAUCCGGUUCGGGAACAGAGUCAGACGACGGUGGCCGGUCAGAAUCGCCGGCACAGAAGCGCACUCGGUCCAGCAGUUUGGUACAGUCAGAGUCGGACAAAUCGGUUCAGGGUACUCCCAAAGGAUCCAAGCCCAAGUCUUCUCCCCGAAUCGGGCCAGCCCCACACCAAACGGCGCUUGCUGCCAAGGCGUAG